CAUCCAACAUCAGUACCUGACCUCACUAAUGCUCUUGUGGCUGAAUACAAUCACUCACAGCAAUGUUCCAACCUCUAGAGUAAAGCCCUUACAGAAAAGUCGAGACAAACUCCCUUUCAUUUUAGAAGAAGUGUUGGAUGAGUGUCAAUGUGUACAAACACAAGUUGGCGAUAGGGGGCGCUACUCCUUCAGUCUGUAAAAAGGCCAACUUCUACUCACAGACAUCAUCACUAGCAUAACAUUUCUGACUCAGAAAGGACCAGUGUGUCUCGGUCAGGAUGGAGGAAGACCCGGAGGCAAGUACAGAGGACAGAACGAACAGGACGAGUAAAAUGUCGAGUUUGGACAAUGGAGGCCUGUCCCACUCUACACUGGCUUAUGACAAGAAAUUUGUGUGCUCUCCGCCAGGCGUGCUUAUGUUUGCAGAAACAGUGUGUGGGCUGCUAGUGUGGACUCUUCUAGGUGGGACAGAGUAUUUGCAUGUGCCUGCACUGGGCUGGGUGAUGUUUGUAUCAGUGGUCUGCUGGGUGCUGACCGUCUGCCUCUUCCUACUGUAUCUGACCACAGCGCACACCAAGAUACCACAGGUGCCCUGGACAGUGCUUGGUUUGUGCUUCAACAGCAGUGCUGCUGUUCUUUACAUGACCGCUGCAGUGAUAAAUGCUGCUUCUGUGACUCAUGCCACUAGGGGCCGCUAUUACUACAUCAGCUGGUUGGCUUCCACGGUAUUUGCCUUCUUGGUUGUGCUUUGUUAUGCAGCAAAUGCAUUUGUGAGCUACAAAUCUUGGAGAUCAAAAAGUGAUGAUUCCUGAUCUGAAGGGUGCUUGAAAAAAUUAAACAACUAGAAUUACCAUUUAGAAGCAUCUAACUUUUAUCAUAUGAAACUUUAUAAUCCAUAUGUUUUAAUGGCCUUUUAUCAAAUGUAAAUGUUUUAGGAUGUAAUAUUUGUUUUUGUGAUCUUUUUCAGAACUGUACUCUGUUGUACUCCUCAAAGACUUUUAUAAUGUUUUGUACAGUUUGGUAGUUAUAGAAAAAACAGAUUAUUUUUUAAGUUAGCAUAGGAUGCCCCUCUAUCAUGCAUAUUUGAAUUGUUUUUUUGUAUUUAUAUUUAGUGUUUGUAAUAGUACACUGUUCUUGUAAAUAUGGUAUAUUUGUGUAUGUUGGAAGUGAAGUGUAUAUAACACUGAACUGUGCAAUAAAAAACAAAAUAUAAAUUGCAUGUAUAUUGGCUGAGUCCAUAAAGUAUUGCUAACACAAUUAUUACCUAAUGCUGUCAUCUACAGCUAAAUUUCACCAUGAAUCCUAAAUGCUAAAAUAAAAGACAUUCUUUUUUACGUUGGUUUCAAAUAACACUACACUCACACAGUACUGCACCACAGCUGAAGUGUUUAGCAGAGGGAA
Molecule: messenger RNA, 1401 nt
Organism: Colossoma macropomum (tambaqui)
Lineage: Eukaryota; Metazoa; Chordata; Actinopteri; Characiformes; Serrasalmidae
Gene: cmtm8b
Product: CKLF-like MARVEL transmembrane domain containing 8b
Exons: 4
Coding region: 279-812 (177 amino acids)
Biological process (GO): myelination
Cellular component (GO): membrane
Molecular function (GO): structural constituent of myelin sheath
Source: RefSeq, a predicted model, not a curated record